This is a messenger RNA of Nelumbo nucifera (sacred lotus), 1291 nucleotides long. Lineage: Eukaryota; Viridiplantae; Streptophyta; Magnoliopsida; Proteales; Nelumbonaceae. The record is from RefSeq and is a predicted model, not a curated record.
AUCACUUCUCAAAGGACCUUCUCUCAGAAAACCUUUCUAGGGUUAGGGUUUCUCUAAUCCCAAUCCAUCGUCUCUCAUUAGUCUCCUGUUGUACGGUAAGGGGUACAACCUUACCUAUUGUUUAUCGUCGUUGUUUUUCUUUACAGGGUUGGUUCUUAUACUCCGUCGUUUUUCUUUCAACUUCUUUUUAUCAAGAUUACAUAUUUCAAUCCAGUUAUCACUACAGUCUGUAGAGGUUUUUGGACUGGUAGGGCUCUAUCUAGUGCUCGGAUUUCUUUAUCUGGCAGUGGGUUAGGGUUAGGGUUCUUUUCGAUAUCUAUCAUCGCUUAGGGUUUUUCCGAAGAUGAUGCAACCUGCAACAGGCGUUGUUCCACCACCGAUGGUUCCUCCACAAAUGGAUCAACAGCACCAGCAGCAUCCGCAGCAACAACCACCGCCGCAACAGCAGUGGAUGAUGAUGCCACCACAGCAGCCUCUUCAGCCUCAACCCCCUCCAGUGUGGAACCAGCAGCCCCCUCAAGUGCAACAGCCGCAAGUGCCACCCCAGCAACCUCAGCCCCAAGCGCAGCAGCCGCAGCCGCAGCCACAGCAUCAGUAUCCACCUACACAACCCACAAGCGCAGACGAGGUCCGGACGCUUUGGAUCGGAGACUUGCAGUACUGGAUGGAGGAGAGCUAUAUCCACAGCUGUUUCGCUCACACGGGCGAGGUUGCUUCUGUGAAAGUGAUCCGCAAUAAACAAACCGGUCAAUCAGAGGGUUAUGGUUUCAUUGAGUUUGUAACUCGUCCUGCAGCUGAAAGGAUCUUACAAACGUACAAUGGCACACUAAUGCCCAAUGCUGAGCAAAACUUUAGGCUGAACUGGGCUUCUUUUGGUUUGGGUGAGAGGCGUCCAGAUGACAGCGCUGACUUUACAAUUUUUGUUGGUGAUCUAGCUUCUGAUGUCACGGACUACAUGUUACAAGAGACAUUCAGGAGUCACUACCCUUCUGUGAAGGGUGCGAAGGUUGUAACUGAUAGAACUACUGGACGUUCAAAGGGAUACGGGUUUGUUAGAUUUGGGGAUGAAAGUGAACAGAUACGUGCUAUGACUGAAAUGAAUGGAAUUUUCUGUUCAACACGGCCCAUGCGCAUUGGUCCUGCUACUACAAAGAAGAAUGUAGGUGGUCAGCAAUAUUCGAAAGGUAUGCACUUGACUUUUAUAUUGUUACUCUUGUUAUCAUUUUUUUUCAAUGUCUGCUUUUUAGUACUAAAAUGUAAAAUCAUUGUAGGGUAGAUGCUUAUUUCUUAU